Molecule: messenger RNA, 1614 nt
Organism: Rangifer tarandus platyrhynchus (Svalbard reindeer)
Lineage: Eukaryota; Metazoa; Chordata; Mammalia; Artiodactyla; Cervidae
Source: the annotation of a GenBank genome assembly
AUGAACUUAGAACCUCUCCACUCCAUGGAUUCCAGAAUAGAGACAAGCAAGCCAUGCAGUCGGGGGGAGGAGGGAGGCCAAGCGAGUAGCAGACGGAGUCUCGAGACCGAAGCCGGAGCGGGAUCCACAGAGCGCAGCCCGCCCGCGCACCCGAAGCUGACGGGCCGCCUCAUGCUGGCCGUGGGAGGGGCAGUGCUCGGCUCCCUGCAGUUUGGCUACAACACUGGAGUCAUCAACGCUCCCCAGAAGGUGAUUGAAGAGUUCUACAACCAGACGUGGAUCCAGCGCUAUGGGGACCCCAUCCCGCCCACCACGCUGACCACACUCUGGUCCCUGUCCGUGGCCAUCUUCUCAGUGGGAGGCAUGAUUGGUUCCUUCUCCGUGGGCCUUUUUGUUAACCGUUUUGGCCGGCGGAAUUCAAUGCUGAUGAUGAACCUGCUGGCCUUCGUGUCUGCUGUACUCAUGGGCUUCUCAAAACUGGGCAAGUCCUUUGAGAUGCUGAUCCUGGGUCGCUUCAUCAUUGGUGUGUACUGCGGCCUGACCACUGGCUUUGUGCCCAUGUACGUGGGGGAAGUGUCCCCCACGGAGCUUCGAGGGGCCCUGGGCACACUGCACCAGCUGGGCAUCGUCGUCGGCAUCCUCAUCGCCCAGGUGUUCGGCCUGGACUCCAUCAUGGGCAACCAGGAUCUGUGGCCCCUGCUGCUGAGCGUCAUCUUCAUCCCGGCCCUGCUGCAGUGCGUCCUGCUGCCCUUCUGCCCCGAGAGCCCCCGCUUCCUGCUCAUUAACCGCAACGAGGAGAACCGGGCCAAGAGCGUGCUGAAGAAGCUGCGUGGGACCGCGGAUGUGACCCGCGACCUGCAGGAGAUGAAGGAGGAGAGCCGGCAGAUGAUGCGGGAGAAGAAGGUCACCAUCCUGGAGCUGUUCCGCUCGGCAGCCUACCGCCAGCCCAUCCUCAUUGCCGUGGUGCUGCAGCUGUCCCAGCAGCUGUCCGGCAUCAACGCUGUUUUCUAUUACUCCACAAGCAUCUUCAAGAAGGCGGGGGUGCAGCAGCCCGUGUAUGCCACCAUCGGCUCCGGCAUCGUCAACACAGCCUUUACUGUCGUGUCGCUAUUUGUGGUGGAACGAGCCGGCCGGCGGACCCUGCAUCUCAUUGGCCUGGCCGGCAUGGCAGGCUGUGCAGUGCUCAUGACCAUCGCGCUGGCGCUGCUGGAGCGGCUGCCCUGGAUGUCCUACCUGAGCAUCGUGGCCAUCUUUGGCUUUGUGGCCUUUUUCGAAGUGGGCCCAGGCCCCAUCCCGUGGUUCAUUGUGGCUGAACUCUUCAGCCAGGGCCCUCGUCCUGCUGCCAUUGCCGUUGCCGGCUUCUCCAACUGGACCUCGAAUUUCAUUGUGGGCAUGUGCUUCCAGUAUGUGCAGGAACUGUGCGGACCCUACGUCUUCAUCAUCUUCACCGUGCUCCUGGUUCUGUUCUUCAUCUUCACCUACUUCAAAGUUCCCGAGACAAAAGGCCGGACCUUCGAUGAGAUUGCUUCCGGCUUCCGGCAGGGAGGAGCAAGCCAAAGUGACAAGACACCUGAGGAGCUGUUCCACCCCCUGGGAGCUGAUUCCCAAGUGUGA